Misgurnus anguillicaudatus (oriental weatherfish) is the source of this 1635-nucleotide messenger RNA. NCBI's taxonomy places the organism in Eukaryota, Metazoa, Chordata, Actinopteri, Cypriniformes, Cobitidae. The record is from RefSeq and is a predicted model, not a curated record.
AUGUGGAAUGACACAGCAGGGGAGAGACCGAAAGCAGUGGUGGUCAAGAAACUGUGGCAUGAAGACACCAAAACAGAGCUCCAUCUCAGUGUCUACACAGGUGUCCUGGCUAUUCUGAAAGAGUACGUCAUGGUGUUCCAGAGUCGUGACACCCUUGUGCACAAGUUGCAUGACAAGCAGCUGCAGGUUUUCACCAACUUUCUUGCAUGCUUUGUGAAGCCAGAACACCUGCCACCAAUCCCUAGGACCCUGGCAGGUCUCAAACUCAAGGGAGACAAACUGCUGCCUGCAAGAGACAUGUAUGUGGGUCGAGUGGCAGAUAGAUUCAGACGGGAGCAUCCUCAACACCAUCUGCUGAAGCCCUUCCUGGACCAAGUACUCCAGGGAUACAUCGCAUGUGGGGAAUACCUGCAGAGCAAGCUGCCACUGGAGAGCAUGACCCUGCAGUGCCUGCCUGCUGUUGACCCUAUUGCAAGGGGGCACUCCAAGACUGGAUGUCUGCUGAGAUGUGUGGUUGUGGACAGUCUGUUAGAGAACUGUGAUAUUUUAUGUCUGCAAGAGACUUUUUUACCAAUGCAAGAUUUAGAUAAAUUAAAUUCUAUUCAUGAUCAUUUUCAUGGUGCUGGUGAAUCCACAGUGGAUCUUGGUAUGGAUAUAAUUAAAGGUAGGAUAUCUGGGGGUGUAGCCAUACUAUGGAAUAAAAAGCUAGAUCCACUGGUUAAGGUAAUUCGAUUGGAUGUUAAUUGGUGUAUUGCAAUACAGAUAACUUAUCAAGAUAAGAAUUUUAUUAUUCUAAAUGUGUACACACCUUACGAAAGUCAUCAUAAUGAAGAUGAGUAUUUAAAUAGAUUGGCUUUUAUCAGUUCUUUUAUAGAAAGUUCUACUGUUUCUAGUGUGUAUGUCAUUGGGGAUAUGAAUGCAGAUAUUUCAGACAAAAAGUCUAUAUUUUCCAGUCAUAUUGCUCAGUUUUGUCAUGAUAAUAAUCUUAUUUUGUCAACAGAAGUGUGUUUGCCUGUAGAUAGUUAUACUUAUGUUAGUGAGGCUUGGAACACAACAUCAUGGUUGGACCAUUGUAUUAGCACAGCAGAUGCACAUGCAUCGCUGAGUGGUAUGAGUAUUCUGUAUGGAAUAGUAACAACUGAUCACAUACCUGUGUCCAUUGUGAUAAAUGCGGAGUUCCUUGUUGCAAUGUCUAAUAAUGAUAAUAAUGUCAAUAUAGCAAAAAUUGAUUGGUCUGCACUUACAGAGGAGGAUCUUUCGGUUUAUUAUGUAAACACAGAUAGAUGUCUGGGUAACAUUAAGUUGCCUAGGGAUGCGAUCAUGUGUAGUGAUGUCAACUGUAAAGAUCCAAGUCAUCAGAGAGAUAUCUGCUCAAUGUAUAAUGAUAUUGUUAAUGCCUUGCAUGGUUGUAGUAAGCCCUUUUUUAAAUUGAAGGGUAUACCAAAUAAGACUAGGCCUGGAUGGAGUAAAUAUGUAUCUGAAUAUCAGGAUGAAGCCAGAGAAGCUUUUAAAUUAUGGGAUAUAGCAGGUAGACCCAGGCAGGGGCCUGAGCUUGAGUAUAAAAAAUCAACAAAUGCAAGAUACAAUAUUCUUUUGUUUUAUCUGGACCCCGAGUCUGUAAUAAAGAUUGAUUAA